AUGGUCUUUAAAAUCAUCACCGUCUGUGACGUCCGUGCAGCUUGUAGAACAAUAUGGUGGCGCUUUCUUCUUCUCAUUGCUAAACUCUCAGUAUUGGAUUUCGCAUCUGCUGCAACAAAGAGAAAACCGCUUCUAUGUGAUACGAACAUGGGAGAGAACAGAGAGAAUCAUGCAGUCUCUCAAGAGAGCAUAUCAAAGAAGAUUGAGAGUAAAAACCAUACAAGCGUCCCCAAGAAUGAUCUUUGGACUGAUGGGCUUAUUUGCGCCUUUGAGUUCAUCCGAGGCGCAAAGAAGCAUAUUGAUUCAAAGGAUGUUCAUCACUUGAAGCAAGAAGAUGGACCAACCAGAGUUCCUUCCCCCGGAUUUGGUUAUAACCCAUUUCUUGAUUCCUCUGCAGUCAAUAAUAUAAGGUCAAGGUCGGUAUCUUCUUUGGAUUUGAAAGAUGAGCAUGUGCUUCCAACAGCACAAGCUGAGAGAUAUGACGGAAGUCGUUGGGUACCUAUUGGUUGGGCUAGAAUAACUGAGCUGGUUCAAAUGGUGCAAGUGAACGCAGAGUGGCCUAACUUGGAGUUAAUGGAUGAUGAAGAGGAUGUACCCGUCACAGAUUUAGCUGCUCCUUACUGGGAACGACCAGGCGGACCUACAUGGUGGUGCCAUAUGGCUGCUGGACACUCUUCUGUUGAAACAUGGCUCAGAAAUGCUACAUGGUUGCAUCCUGCUAUUAGUCUUGCGUUGAGGGAUGAGAGCAAGCUAAUAAGUGAACGGAUGAGACACCUUCUGUAUGAGGUUCCAGUGAGGGUUGCUGGAGGUUUAUUGUUUGAGCUUUUAGGACAAUCAGUUGGUGAUCCAGUGAUCAGUGAGGAUGAUGUCCCCGUUGUUUUCCGGUCUUGGCAAGCUAAAAACUUCCUGGUGACUGUGAUGCACGUAAAAGGAAAUGUAUCAAAUACCAAUGUCUUGGGUGUCACUGAAGUAGAGGAGCUGCUUUAUGCAGGAGGUUAUAAUGUACCAAGAACGGUUCAUGAAGUCAUAGCACACUUGGCUUGCCGUCUUUCUCGAUGGGAUGAUAGGCUAUUCCGUAAAUCCAUAUUUGGCGCUGCUGAUGAAAUCGAACUGAAGUUUAUGAACAGGAGAAACCAUGAGGAUGUAAAUCUCUUCAGUAUCAUUCUCAACCAAGAAAUCAGAAAAUUAUCAAGACAGGUCAUCCGAGUGAAGUGGUCACUACACGCAAGAGAGGAGAUUAUAUUUGAGCUUCUCCAGCAUCUGAGAGGAAACAUAGCUCGGCAUCUGUUAGAAGCUUUGAGGAAGAACACAAGGGAGAUGCUUGAGGAACAAGAAGCAGUCCGUGGACGUCUCUUCACAAUCCAAGAUGUCAUGCAAAGCACUGUCCGUGCUUGGUUACAGGACAAAAGCCUCAGAGUGAGCCAUAACUUAGCCGUGUUUGGAGGAUGUGGUCUUGUGCUAACCAUAAUCGUGGGACUGUUUGGUAUCAACGUGGAUGGCAUCCCCGGUGCUCAGAACACGCCGUACGCGUUUGGUCUGUUCACUCUGCUCAUGGUUCUCAUUGGAGCGGUUCUGAUUGCGGUCGGUCUGGUAUACUUGGGGCUCAAAAAGCCCAUCACAGAAGAACAAGUGAAAGUUAGAAAGCUGGAGCUACAAGGUGUGGUCAAGAUAUUUCAACACGAAGCAGAGACUCAUGCCCAAGUCCGGAGAAACAAUUUGUCUCCUACUGCUGGAGAUGUGUUUGACACUGAGUAUAUACUCAUCCAGCGUAAUCGCAAUAUCAUCGAUUUGGCUAGCCAGAGGAAAGAAGAGAAGACGACUGCUCCGAUGGCCGAUCCUGAGCUAGAAGCUAUUAGGCAGAGGAGAAUGCAAGAGCUCAUGGCUCGACAUGGCACACAGGGGAAGCCAGGCAAUCAGCAGAAUCCAGAUCAAGAGAGAGCACAAGAAGAUGCUAAAAGGGAAGCUGAUGAACGUAGACAAAUGAUGCUUAGUCAAAUAUUGUCUUCCCAAGCCCGAGAGAGAAUCGCUCGAAUUGCCUUGGUGAAACCUGAGAAAGCGAGAGGUGUAGAGGAUGUUAUUUUGAGGGCUGCUCAAAUGGGACAGAUCGUUGAGAAGGUUUCUGAGGAGCGACUGAUAACGCUGUUGGAACAGAUAAACAGCCAAACUAGCAAACAGACAAAAGUCACGAUCCAGAGGCGCCGUGGUGUAGAUGACGAUUAG
This is a messenger RNA of Microthlaspi erraticum, 2220 nucleotides long. The record is from the annotation of a GenBank genome assembly. Lineage: Eukaryota; Viridiplantae; Streptophyta; Magnoliopsida; Brassicales; Brassicaceae.